GAUCAGCCUUGGAGAAAGUAUUACAAAGUCUACUGGAGCAACCAUAUUGGAGUCGAAUAUGGAUUGUUCAAGAGCUCAUGCUCGCAAAACACGUCAUGUUUUACCGCGGCACAAAGAGCUUUAGUUAGCAUCAGUUGGCAUCUCUUCGCCAGACGAUAAAAACCCAUGUCGUGCACCAUGAUUCAUUGGGUAUCUCAAAAUGUACAGGUUCGGUGAUGAUCGCACAGAAAGUACUCUGGGAUAGCCUUCCUAAAGAUGACCAGCACUUACCCCUUUCGGACUUGCUGAUGACAUAUGGAAGGCAUAAAAGUUCAGAUAUAAGGGAUAGAGUGUAUGCACUGCUUGGUCUUGCUUCGGAAAACUCAGUCCAGGCGAACUACAAUCUACCAGUGGAAGACAUAUAUAUCGAGGUAUCAAUAUGCAAAGAGAGAGAUCCCAGAUACCAGCUCUCCACCAUCGAACAUACGUUACAGGAAAUGUUGUGUUUGCCGAAGGGCCUCAGAAGACCACACAUUUCGAGAGGCAAUCCUAUACCUGCAGAUGCCUUUGCGAUCAAGGUAUUGGAAUUACGGCGGCAAAGGCUUGGUAAUACACACCCCCAUGUUCUUGAAGGAAUGGCCAGUCUCGUACAGCUAUACAGUGAGCAGGGCCGAUCAACGCUAUUUCAACCUCGGCAUGCUAAAUUAAUUAAGGCUGAGCACAUAGGAGAUGAAGUAUUACAGCUGCAACAAGAAGUACUUGGUAAAAAAACAUCCCAGCACUCUUCAAAGCAUGGCAGACCUCGUGUCAAUCUACUAUUGGCAAAGCAGGCUUGAUGAGGCUGAAACAUUAGGGGAUAAAGUAUUACAGCUGCAAAAAGAAGUACUUGGUGAGAAACAUCCCAGUAUUCUUCAAAGUAUGGUAAAUCUUGGGUCAAUUUACCGUGGACAAGGCAGGCUUAGGGAAGUCAAAGAAAUAUUGGACCAAGUAUUUCAAAACAUGGCAGAUCUUGUGUCAGUAUACCGCGAGCAAGGCAAGCUUAAAGAAGCCGAGAAUAUAUGGGUCGAAGUGUUUGAAAGCAAAGCAGG
Molecule: messenger RNA, 1067 nt
Organism: Aspergillus neoniger CBS 115656
Lineage: Eukaryota; Fungi; Ascomycota; Eurotiomycetes; Eurotiales; Aspergillaceae
Exons: 2
Coding region: 216-815 (199 amino acids)
Molecular function (GO): protein binding
Source: RefSeq, a predicted model, not a curated record